AUGUCGAGCUCUCCUCCAGGAAUAGGUCUUGUCGAGACCUCCCAUGCUCACGUACCAGACCGUGAUGAUACGAACGACCUUCAUCUUCCCCAGCUCCACGGCGUGUCUGCCACCCCAGAUGAUAACCUCGAGGAAAAAAAUUUGGACAAACUUGAACAGCCACCAGAAGAUGAAUGGCAAUGUGACCCAAUCAACCCCAGGAAUUGGCCUCCGGCCAAAAAAUGGACAACCACUGCAAUCGUUGCGCUCUACACUUUUGUUACUCCGUUAGCUAGUUCUAUCAUGGCGCCUGGUUUGCCUGACCUGGCCAUAAAAUAUGGCAUAACUAACCCAACGGUCACAGCGUUGACUCUCAGCAUCUUCCUUCUGUCAUUCGCCAUCGGCCCCUUAUUUGCCGCACCGUUGUCUGAAGUAUACGGUCGUGUGUGGGUGCUCCACAUAGCGAACCUCUUCUUCCUCGCGUUUAAUCUCGGCUGUGCUUUUUCACCCAACACUGCAUCUUUCAUCGUCUUUCGGUUGCUAGCUGGUUUUGCGGGGAGCGCGCCCAUAGCAUGCGGUGGAGGUGUCAUCAGCGACCUCUUCUCUGAACGUGAACGUGCUUCAGCUAUGGCACUAUACAAUAUAGGACCAUUGAUAGGUCCCGCCGUCGGCCCUGUUAUGGGAGGUUUCAUGGCAGAGUCGGUCGGCAUACAAUACGAUUUCUAUGUUGUCGUCGCGAUCUGUGGUGUCGCUGCAGUGCUUGGAAUCCCUCUCAUGAGAGAAUCCUAUGCACCAGUUAUCCGCCUUCGUCGUGACAAAUUGUCUCCGGAUCUCGAAAAGGUGGCCGAAGGACAUCCUGCUUUCGCCGCACACCACAUGAAUAAAUGGGCUUACUUAUGGAUCAAUCUCAAACGACCCGUUAUCCUUUUGACCCGGAGUUUUAUAUGUUUCAUCCUAAGCUUAUACAUGGCUCUGAUUUAUGGUAUCUACUACUUGAUGUUUGCUACAUUCCCCAAUCUCUUUUCGGAAGUGUACCACUUCAGCACCGGAAUAUCGGGUCUGACAUACAUUGGACUUGGCUUUGGAUUCAUAUCCGCCACCAUUUUCGGCGUCAAACUUUCGGGCAAGAUUUACACGCACCUUGCUGCAAAAAAUGGAGGAAAGGGUAAGCCAGAGAUGCGCGUGCCAGCUCUGAUAUUCGGCUCGUUGUUCACCCCAGUGGGAUUACUUUGGUAUGGCUGGUCUGCUCAAGCCGAGCUCCACUUCAUGAUGCCAAUCACCGGAACCGCCAUCUUUGGGUUUGGACUGAUGACGACCUUUCUCCCAAUUCAACUAUACCUCGUAGAUACAUUUACCUAUGCUGCAAGCGCGACCGCAGCCGCUUCUACGUUCCGCUCACUGCUCGCGUUCGCAUUCCCUCUCUUUGGACAACAAAUGUUCAACGCACUCGGUUAUGGGGGAGGCAACUCCCUUCUUGCAGGUCUUGCGAUCGUCAUUGGUAUACCCUUCCCCAUCUGGAUAUAUUACGCUGGUGAACGUAUACGUGCAAGGAGCUCUUUUACUCAUUGA
Molecule: messenger RNA, 1548 nt
Organism: Suillus clintonianus
Lineage: Eukaryota; Fungi; Basidiomycota; Agaricomycetes; Boletales; Suillaceae
Product: major facilitator superfamily domain-containing protein
Exons: 12
Coding region: 1-1548 (515 amino acids)
Biological process (GO): transmembrane transport
Molecular function (GO): transmembrane transporter activity
Source: RefSeq, a predicted model, not a curated record